CAGUCUCUGAACACAAAGAGCCCAGUCUUGAAAAUAUUUUUCCAUCUUAUUCCAAGUCUGAGUCAAGAAAGUAUGGUUGUCAGUCAUCUUCAAAACUUUAUUUAAAUGAAAAUAAGUUAGAUGAAAAUGAUAAACCAGACACUGAACAUGUUUUUAACACAAAUGAGGAGAGUUUUUGUAAUGAUAGAGAAAAUGAAGUAAGGAACUGAGUUCCACUUAAAGUGAAAGAAGAACAAGAACUUGCUACAAAAAGAAUACAAAAAAGGAACCAAAAUACUCACUGGAAAUCAGACAUUGGACAUACACCUCAGGUUGAAGAAGAAGAGAACAGGAGCAAAAGUGAACUGAAAGGAUCAGAAACCAUGCGUGAUGGCAGCUAUCAUAAAGGAUUAACUCGGCAGAGGAAGAGGGGAAAAACUGAUGACCAGCAGUUUCCUGCUCUGCAGAAAGGAGAUUCUGAUAGUAGCUGUCUUGGCUUGCAUAUGAAGAAAGUAAACAAGAGUGAAAGUGGAAAAUGGACAUUAAAAGCGUCUGUGACUUCACGUGUAUUUGCGAAGACUGCCUCACUGGCUGGUGGUCUCCUACACAUGAAUGACAGCAGCAGUUUAAGUGAAAGAGGUCAAGGUGGUGGCAGAUCUUCAAAGAAAAUGUCUACUAAAAAGGACAAGGUCAAAGAGAAGAUUAAUUCUGUGGAUGGCCUUGAUGACUUAACUCUGUCACUGGAGACAGCUUCCGAGGAUCGCGAGUCACUUUACCCUAACUGUAAGAAUACCCUGAGGCUAAUCGAACAACUUGGCCCGGAGAGUAAAGAUUCUGAUAGGUUAUUGAAAAUUCAGGAUCCAGUUCAUUCACUCAGAUCAAUACAACUUGAAGAAUCUGAUGGUGAACUACUUAGAGGAAAAAUUAAAAAAAUGGAAAGUAAGGUGAACCCGCUACAAACAGAGCUGUUGAAAACAAGAGAAGCAAAAUCACAGUUAAAACGUCAAAAUGUGGAUUGGGGACAAGAGCUCUGCAGCAUGAGAUUCACAUCAAAACAAGAAACAAAGAAGAAGAAAAAUGCUUAUAUAUUAUAUGAUAAAAGUAAUGAUGAAUUAAAAAGAAAAAAGAAAGAAUACAAUGAGCAAGUUUACCUGAAACAACUUGAAAGCACUGCCCGAGCACUAGAAUGCAAACUGAAGAGCGUAAAGAAUAAACCAAAUCAGGUUUUAGAAGAGCGAAAUGACACUCAGAGACAACUUUCUCGAGCGCAGAAUGCCAGAGUAAUACAAGAUGAAAUCCUGGCCCAUCAACUUUCCCAACAAAAGGAGGCUGAAAAGGCUAAUAAGAAAAUGAAUGCUGAGGACACAAUGGAUUUUGAGCUGUCUGACCCAAAAGAUAACAGUGAGGUGCUUCCUCAGCAAAUUUCUGAAUCUGAAAGUCAAUUCCGUGGCCAAGAAAUUGAGCUCCAUCCCAGGAGAGAUGCUCUUAGACCAACGAUGUUGGUAUUAGAAUGUGUGCAUAGAGACCGAGGCCAAGCCCAGUGUUCAAACAAGGAAACUGAACCCUUGUCUCAAAGUAAACAAGGGAAAGUCAACAAAUACAUUGGAAAGCAGGCAUUCUUGGAGGAGAAAAUAUGUGAACUAAAAAGUGAAAACAUGUUGCUUCAACAGCAACUGGAUGUUGCUCAAAAUGAGGCCAGAAGUGAAAAGACAAUACUUAACAUCCCAGAGCCAUUUCUGGAUCACAUGGGAAAACUUGAAGCCAUGAGCAGACGAGUUCUGAUGCUGGAGGAAGGAAACAAGGAGCUAAUCAAUGAAUGCAGAUUUGUAAAGGACAGACUGUAUCAGUAUGAAACUGACAGAACAGAAAUGGAAGCCUGUAUGAGACAGCUUCAACAAGAACUGACUCACACCCGAAAGAAAGCGUCCAUGUUGGAAGCUUCCCUGGAGGUGACAGCACAUCAUCAGACUAAUGUAGAAGCUGAGACACAGGAUUCAGAGAGGAAAUCACAUCAAACUGCGAACCCAAAUGCUGAUCUUCCAGCAAAAGUGGAAUCUACAUCUUCAGUACUUCUCCAUCUGAGUGCAGAAACUCAACUUUUUCUAAAGGAGUUAUUACCUAUGAAAGAAUUGCAAAAGAAAUCUGACACACUAGAGGAGGAGAAAAAGAAGUUGGAAGAAGAAGUAGUAAAGCUCAGACGUCACCUAGAAAUGAACACAGUGGAACGCAGUCAAGCCGAGCAGUACAAAUGGAAGACUGAAGAGCGAGCAAGACGGGAUGUAGUAGAAAAAUUGAAGGAACUCAGUCAAGUCGUGCAGUACAACCGGGAGACUGAAGCGCGAGCAAGACAGGCUAUAGCAGAAAAAUUGAAAGAAAUCAGCCAGUUUUUACAGGCACAAGCAGCAUCUCAAGAAGACUUGUUAAGAGAGUAUACACGUGCUUCAGUAAGUCAGAUGGAACACAGAGUUCAAGACCUGGAAACUAAGCCGAAAAAUAAAACUUUUCAGUUUGAUUCUAAUGAAAGAGAAUUGGAAAGAUACAAACAACUGUACCUGAAAGAGCUAGAAAACAGAAUGUCAUUGGCAAGUCAACUAAACUCGGCUAAUAAGAGGCUGGCAGCGGUGAGCACUGAGCUUCAGCUGGAGAAACAGCACCAGAGCUCCCUCCUCGGUUCUGGUCCUACAAGGCCUGUUGAUGGACCGCCUUCUGCUAAAAAUUCUAGUACUAGCGUGGAGCCCAAAAGGAGUCUUACUCAAAGAAGAAACUUCAGAAAUUUUUCAGACCCUUCAACUAGCAUGAGCGGUCACUUGUUCACGGUUAGUUAUUCAGAUGCAGAAGUCGAUGAAUAAUAUAGCUAGAGAAUUAAAAGAAGCCAGUACUGAACUUCAAUCAGUCCUACAGACUCUCAUAGGCUCGAUGGACGAGUGAAGUCUAAGUCAAGGUCUGGUUUCGAAUGCACGUCAAGAAUAUGUGGACAUUUUGAAGAAAGAGUGUGAUCUACAAAACAAAUAGUAAACAUUUACCUGCUGGGCUGUUUGCCUCACAUUUUAGUUGUUUCCCGUUAAGUAAGAUACUGACUGUGUUUAUUAAAGGAAAAUACUUUUGUAUCAGGUGUGCAUGAUUAAAAUUUAUGUA
Vicugna pacos (alpaca) is the source of this 3114-nucleotide messenger RNA. NCBI's taxonomy places the organism in Eukaryota, Metazoa, Chordata, Mammalia, Artiodactyla, Camelidae. The record is from RefSeq and is a predicted model, not a curated record.